AUGUACAAAUCUUUUCCUGCGCCAAAGUGGUCAUCUCUUAUAUUACUUUUGGGCUUCUUAUUUGGUGUAUUUUCUUCAAUUAUCAAUGUAGUUAAUGCAGUACCCGCUGAUAUUCCUGGUAUUCCUGACCUUUCUAACCCUAACAUUUCUAACCCGACUACUACCGUCGCUCAAAGUUCAGGUGAACUUACACCUCAUGAAAUCGUUGUGGGUAUCAUUCUCGUCGUUACCGGAAUUAUUUAUUGCUUCUUCGGAAGAAGGGUAUAUUAUCUUACAUUAUUCUUGAUUGGAUUUUAUAUAGGAGUCAUUGCUACAUGGAUGGCACUCACUAAUAAUGAACCACCCGGUGGAUUUAGUGGAACCAAAAGCCCAACGAUUAUUUUACUCGUUUCCCUGGCAGUAGGUGUAUUCGUUGGAUUGCUGUUCAUUUGUUGUGCGGAAAUAGCAAUCUGGUUAUUAGGAGCACUUGCUGGUUACUUAUUUGCCUUAUUUAUACUCGCGUGGGCUUCUGGUGGUGUAAUACAUUCAUCUACUGGAAGGAUAAUUCUAAUUAUAGUUUGCGCGUAUGCUAUAAUCCUUGGAGUUGAUAUGUUUGUUCGCACAGGAUUUGCACAAUCUGUUGUUACCUUUUUAGAUGGAAAUCAUAAUCUUCCAGCUUAUGAAACAAAUCCUAAAAUUUAUAUUAUGCUGGCAGCUAUGGUUGUUGCAUUCAUUCUUGGAAAUAGACUUAAAAAUAUGGGAAAAGAGAAACAGUCGGAAAAGGCGGAAAAGUCGGAACACCCGACAAAUCGGGCUUAA
Racocetra persica is the source of this 798-nucleotide messenger RNA. Lineage: Eukaryota; Fungi; Glomeromycota; Glomeromycetes; Diversisporales; Gigasporaceae. The record is from the annotation of a GenBank genome assembly.